CACUUAUGCAUAAUCAUGGUAUUUUUUAUAAGUUAUAUUUCAUCAAUGCCUAUUAUGAGUUAUUCUAAUAUAUAUUUGACCAGUACACAUCUAACACCAAGAUUUUUAGGGCUUCCUUCGUUUGGAUUUGUAUUCUAUAUCAUUGAUUACAUAAGGGAACUUCUUAGGUAUUUAAGAGGUAGUAGUAAACAUGACGAAAAUAUUAAACCUUUUAAUACAACGAAAAUUGAUGUUCUUACUCCUAUUACUGAUCGAAAACCUCUUGAUUUUUUUAAACCUGUGAAUAGUACACUUUCUCCAUUAUCUAUUAAAGAUGAAGAUCUUAAAAAACCUAUUCAGACAAAUAAAUUUUAUUCUAAUCUUUAUCUGGGCAAUCAACGUUUUCCCUCAUUUUUAGAUCCCUAUGUUCUUACAUGGACUUAUGGAGACUAUAGCGGAAUAGCUGUUGCUCAUUCAGAUGAUAAUCAGAAGGUAUUUGAAGGAGGCAACCCUCCUAAAUAUUUCUUUAACCCUCUUGGUGUUUAUUCAGCAGUUUUUAGUGCUGAAGAAUUAAAAAAUGCAAAUUUUACAUUAACUUCUCUUGAUCAGAUGUCUGUUAAUGUAAUUAUAAAACCCAACAAUUCUAAAGGAGGAAAUUUAGAAAUGCCUUUAGUUAGAGGAAUGGCUUAUGUAACCGGAAUUUAUACGGGUUUGACACCUGUUUUUACAUCAGUCGUUGGAUUUCGAUCUAUUGAAAAAGAGAAAAAAGAUGAUUAUUAUAAGUUUAAAGCAACUUUGCAUGAUGAAAAAAAAUGGCUUUUAUAUGUUUUUCCGAAAGAAAUGUCUGAAUUUGAUUUUAUAAUAAACGGAACGACGUUAAAGGCAACUAAAGGAACAUUCAAUGGAUAUAUACAGGUUUCAAAAAUACCAGUCGAUAAUGACGGGGCAGAAGGGAUUAUUGAUGCUUCUGCUGGUACAUAUGCAACAAAGAUUAUAUUGUCGGCAUCAGUUUCAGGCAAUAUGGGCAAUUAUUCUUUUACGUUUCAAACGAAUGAUUACAAAAACAGAUCAUUACUUCAUUUUGCUAUGCCUCAUCACAUUGCUUCAUUUGAUAACGAUACGACUUCUAGAAAAACUAAUUUCUCUCUUCCAAGUCCAACUAAUGGAUUAAUGACUGCUUAUACCGGGAAGUUUUGGAAUAUGGUGGAAAAUGAUUUACCUACAAAUAUUAGCUUUUCUCCAUAUUCGCCAUCAGGCAAAGAACCUUCAUAUUCAGAGGAAGCUAAAGAAGCGAUUAAGAAGGCUGCACAAGAAGAAGUUGCUCAAAACUUUUGCUCGCAAUUGGACCCGAACAGUUAUUAUUUUUCUGGAAAGGCACUUUCAAAAUUCGCAUUAUUAUGUUAUUCUAUUAAAACUGUUCUUAAUAAUGAUACCCUUUUUAAAGAAUGCUCAAAAAAGCUUAAAGAUUGUCUUGCGCCAUUUGUAAAAAAUAAUUACACAUAUAAAUUGGUUUAUGAUCAAACAUGGCGUGGAAUUGUUACAGAACGAGGAUUUAUAAAAGAACCUUUUUCGGAUUUUGGUGCGACUUUUUAUAAUGAUCAUCAUUUUCAUUAUGGAUAUCUUAUAUUCGCAGCAGCAAUUAUGGGAUAUCUUGAUAGCGAAUGGAUCAAAGAAAAUAAAGAUUGGUGUAUUGAUUUAAUGCGAGAUGUUGCAAAUCCAGUCGAUGAUGCUUAUUUUCCGGCUUUCCGUUAUUUUGAUUGGUUUACAGGCCACUCUUGGUCUAAAGGACUAUAUGAGUCAGGAGAUGGCAAAGAUGAAGAAUCAUCGUCAGAAGAUUAUAAUUUUUACUUUGCGGCUAAACUACUUGGUCAUUCAAUUAAUGAUACCGUUAUGAUAUCUAGAUCAAGUUUAAUGUUAGCUAUUUUGAAGCGAUCAUUACUUAGUUACUUCCUAUACGAACCCACGAAUACUAUAAUGCCUAAGUCAUUUAUUCCUAAUUAUGUUGCUGGAAUCAAAUUUAUGAAUAAAAUAGAUCAUUCUACAUAUUUUUCUCCAAGAUUAGAAUGCAUUCAAGGAAUACAUAUGCUUCCAUUAACAUCCAUAAGUCCUUAUAUUCGAAUACCAUCAUUUGUUAAAAGUGAAUGGGAAAAUAAAUUACAAUCAAUAGUUGGAGGUAUUCCAGAUGGAUGGAAAGGUAUUCUUUAUGCAAAUCUCGCUAUUUCUGACCCGAAAACAUCAUUUAAUUUCUUUUCAAAGAAUUUUGAUAAAAAGUUUCUUGAUAUGGGCUCUUCUUUGACAUGGUAUCUUGUAUUUUCAUCUGCUUUUCUAAAUUCGGCAUAAUUCAUUUUCAUUGUUUAUAAUCUAAAAAUUAUAACAACUAUGUAU
Molecule: messenger RNA, 2364 nt
Organism: Pneumocystis carinii B80
Lineage: Eukaryota; Fungi; Ascomycota; Pneumocystomycetes; Pneumocystales; Pneumocystaceae
Exons: 6
Coding region: 16-2319 (767 amino acids)
Cellular component (GO): cell surface
Molecular function (GO): glucan endo-1,3-beta-D-glucosidase activity; endo-1,3(4)-beta-glucanase activity
Source: RefSeq, a predicted model, not a curated record